AUGAAGUUAGUCCGAUUCUUGAUGAAACUGAGUCAUGAAACCGUGGAGAUUGAGCUGAAGAACGGGACAUUGGUAGCAGGAACCAUUGUUGGUGUUGAUGUGGCUAUGAACAUGCAUUUGAAGAACGUUAAGAUGACAUUCAAGGCCAAGGAUCAGUUAGCUAUGGACAGUGUUUCAAUCAGAGGUAUGUUUUCUUGCUUUAUUUGGCUUUGUCUUUAGGAUAGCGUGAUUUUUGGGAUAAUUCAGACGUUUUUGAUAUGGUUUUUAUUAAUUUACAUUAAGCGUUUAAAGUAGACGUGGUUUUGGCUGUACUCUUUUUUAAAACGCUCCUUGAUCUUUUUAAACUUUGUGCAAUUGUACAUUAGUGCUUUUCUCAGUUAUUUCCUAAAACAAGUCUUCAAAUUUUAAAUGUUUUGUACUGCUGUUGCUUAUAGCUUAUGUUGUUUACGAAAACCGUACUUUUCAUUACAUUUUAUGUUCUACUUUCAGGAAACAACAUCAGAUACAUCAUCCUUCCCGAUCACUUGACCUUGGACACAUUGCUAAUGGACGACGAGCCAAAGAAGAAGCCAGCCCGAGGAAAGAGUCGGUUUGCUGGAGCUCGAGGUCGUGGAGGACGUGGCAGAGGUCGAGGAAUCCGUGGACGGCAUUAA
This is a messenger RNA of Bursaphelenchus okinawaensis, 653 nucleotides long. NCBI's taxonomy places the organism in Eukaryota, Metazoa, Nematoda, Chromadorea, Rhabditida, Aphelenchoididae. The record is from the annotation of a GenBank genome assembly.